GUCUGGAUCCACGAGCACGGCCGCGGAGCGACGCGCACGGAUCCACUCGGACCGGUUCUUCUUCUUCUUCUUCAGCUGGAGACGCAACGCGCACGGAACACGCGCACGCCGGGAUCUUUUGCUUCUUCUUCUUCUUCUUCUUCGUUCCUCCACUUGUUUGGAUUCUCUUUCCCUCAGCGCGUCUCCAUCCUGGCCCGCGGACCUCGGGAUUUUAACCUCCAGUGAAACCAGCGGCACCACCCGGGAGUGAGGAGGGUAAUGGCGCAACGGUACGAAGACUUGCCCCACUACGCCAUGGACGGGGUGGGCAUCCCGACCACCAUGUACGGGGACCCGCACGGAGCCCGGUCCAUGCAGGCGGUGCACCUGAACCACGGACCCCAGCUGCACGCACACCAGUACCCGCACGGCACGCACGGGAACUCCAUGGCCCCCCCCAUGGGCUCCUCGGUUAACGACGCGCUCAAGAGAGAUAAAGACGCGAUCUACGGGCACCCCCUGUUCCCCUUGCUUGCACUGAUUUUUGAGAAAUGUGAAUUAGCGACGUGCACCCCCAGAGAGCCCGGGGUGGCGGGAGGAGACGUGUGCUCCUCGGAGUCCUUCAAUGAAGACAUAGCAGUGUUUGCAAAACAGAUCCGGGCAGAAAAACCUUUAUUCUCAUCAAAUCCAGAACUGGAUAAUCUGAUGAUCCAAGCCAUCCAAGUUUUACGAUUUCAUCUUCUGGAGCUGGAGAAGGUCCACGAGUUGUGUGAUAACUUCUGCCACCGCUACAUCAGCUGCUUGAAAGGGAAGAUGCCCAUCGACCUGGUCAUCGACGACCGGGAGGGGGGGUCCAAGUCCGACAACGAGGAAAUCACAAGAUCAUCGGUGGCCCUGGACCAGACGUCCUGGAACCGGGACCACGACGACACGGCGUCCACGCGCUCCGGGGGGACGCCGGGCCCGUCCAGCGGAGGACACACAUCGCACAGCGGAGACAACAGCAGCGAACAAGGCGACGGCCUGGACAACAGCGUGGCGUCGCCGAGCACGGGCGACGAGGACGACCCGGACAAGGAGAAGAAACGCAACAAGAAGAGAGGGAUCUUCCCCAAGGUGGCGACCAACAUCAUGAGGGCGUGGCUCUUCCAGCACCUCACACACCCCUACCCGUCAGAGGAGCAGAAGAAGCAGCUGGCGCAGGACACCGGCCUCACCAUCCUGCAAGUGAACAACUGGUUCAUAAACGCGAGGAGGAGAAUAGUCCAGCCGAUGAUCGACCAGUCGAACCGAGCAGUAAGUCAAGGAGCUCCCUACAACCCAGAUGGCCAGCCGAUGGGGGGCUUCGUCAUGGACGGCCAGCAGCACAUGGGAAUCAGACCACCUGGACCAAUGGGUGGGAUGGGGAUGAACAUGGGCAUGGAAGGUCAGUGGCACUACAUGUAGCCCCGCCCACAUCCGACCAAUCGCAACACACAGGAGGACACCUGCAGGGCCAACCGGGGGAUGGCGUGUCUCACAGAGGCCUUCACGGAGCAUGGGAACGGGAGCUUC
Limanda limanda (common dab) is the source of this 1533-nucleotide messenger RNA. RefSeq names its product Meis homeobox 1 b (gene meis1b). Gene Ontology annotation, biological process: eye development; positive regulation of cell population proliferation; brain development. The record is from RefSeq and is a predicted model, not a curated record. The coding region runs from base 259 to 1425 and encodes 388 amino acids. Gene Ontology annotation, molecular function: DNA-binding transcription activator activity, RNA polymerase II-specific; RNA polymerase II cis-regulatory region sequence-specific DNA binding. The transcript has 13 exons. Lineage: Eukaryota; Metazoa; Chordata; Actinopteri; Pleuronectiformes; Pleuronectidae.